AUGACUCCAAUGAUGUUGGCCUUCAUUAUCUGUGGGUUACUAGUCCAACUGGAUGAAGCUAUCUUUGGACCCCAGAAGUGCUGGAAGAAUAAUUUAGGACACUGCAGAGUACGAUGUUUUGAUACUGAAAGGUACAUACUUCUUUGUAGGAACAAGAUGUCAUGCUGCAUCCACAUAGAACUAUUAUUUGAUGUCACUCGACAGCCACCGCUUCCUAUCAAAGCUGACAAGGAGGACAGAUUUGAUUAUAGCUAUUUGGAAUUUUAUACUGGUGCUGCAGAACCUGGAUUGAAUGAUAUGGUGACAUAUGAUCCACAUGAGACCACAAAAAAUAGUGUAGAUGAAACCGUUUCUUCACCCACCAUUUUCUCUGACAUGGGCAUUGUUCAUGUUAAUUAA
Nycticebus coucang (slow loris) is the source of this 399-nucleotide messenger RNA. RefSeq names its product defensin beta 125 (gene DEFB125). Gene Ontology annotation, biological process: innate immune response. The transcript is spliced from 2 exons. Gene Ontology annotation, cellular component: extracellular region. The record is from RefSeq and is a predicted model, not a curated record. NCBI's taxonomy places the organism in Eukaryota, Metazoa, Chordata, Mammalia, Primates, Lorisidae. Bases 1 to 399 code for a protein of 132 amino acids.